CCGGCAGUGCCGAGCGGUGCGUGGCGUGACUACCGCGAGCACGACGUCUUGCGCUGCCGCCGCUCUCUGUUGGCAGCCUGUUCAGCACGACCGCUGUCACUGCUGAUAACUGAGGUUACUUAGACGUCCGUCAGCUAUGAGGGCUCACAGCAAGCAGGUCCACCGAAUGCCUGUUUGAGACCGGUGGAAACUGCACGCGCUGAGUCCCUCAGGCGGGACGUUUGGACCUCCGCGCGGUGACGUGUUUGAACUGUUCCAUCUAACCAUACCCAGCUAAAGAGUGGUUCUUCCGGUGCGACGGAACAGCUCAGCUGAGUGCAGGCUAUGGGAGAGUGAGACACCAGGUAUCACCAGUGUGCUCGCCCCCAUCCAGUGCCGUGUUGGUGACUGUGCUCGCCCUGUGACCCGGAGUCGUCUCACACCCCUGACGGGUGCCCCGAGGUGGUCAUCAGUAGCACAGCUGGUGUUGCAGUGUCGGAUUUCCGAGCUUUGGUCCCGUACAUCUAAGACACAGAGAUGAUGUCCGGCUGUGUGAGCCGGGUGGUGGCGGCGGCUGUGAUGCUGCAGCUGGGCGGCGGCGCCCUGCCUCGCGCCGUCCGGAUCGGGGCAAUUUUCACCGAGGAGCAAAGGUCCAGUGCCCUAGAGAUGGCGUUUAAGUACGCUGUUUUGAAGGUCAACAUGGAUAGCGAAAUUCUUCCAAAUACCACCAUUGAGUACGACAUCCGUUAUGUACACAAGGACGACAGCUUUCACACUGCCAAAAAAGUCUGCAGCCAGCUGCGGUACGGCGUACACGCGCUGUUCGGGCCGACGGACCGGCUGCUGGGCGCGCACGUGCAGAGCAUCUGCGGCGCGCUGGACGUGCCGCACGUGGAGGCGCGGCCGGACGCCGACUGGACCGCCCCGGGCCGCAGCAUUAACCUGCAUCCGGCCCCGGCUGACCUGGCCACUGCGUAUGCUGACCUCAUCGACUUCCUCAACUGGACCCGCCUCGCCGUAGUCUAUGAAGACAACGCAGGUCUGGUCCAGCUGCAGGCCCUGGUCGGUACGUCGCCUGGUGUCGACAUGGAAGUGUAUAUUCGCCAGGCGGGACCAGCACACUACCGCGAUGUGCUGGCUGACAUUAAGAACAAGGAGAUCUUCAACCUCAUCAUCGACACGGAGUCCAGGAGCAUGCCGCGGUUUUUACGGGCGUUGCUGCAGCUUCAGAUGAACGACUAUCGCUACCAUUAUCUCUUCACUUCCUUUGACGCGGAAGGCUUCGACUUGGAAGACUUCCGGUACAACCUGGUGAACAUGACGGCGUUCCGUCUGGUCGACUCGGAGGCGCCGUGGGUGCGCGACGCCGUGGAGGCCAUGGAGCACUUCCAGCCGGUUGGCUCCGGCAUGGUCCAGCAGCACGGCGUCAUCGAGGCGGAGACGGCACUCAUGAUCGACAGCGUGAGCGUGUUCGCGCACGGUCUGCACGCGCUGGGCGUCGACGGUCCGCUGGCGCCGCCUAAUGUCACCUGCGAGCGCCUGGUGGCCUGGCCAGCCGGCCUCAGCCUCUACAACUUUCUAAGCUCGGUGCGGGUGGCUGGACUGACCGGGGCCGUGCAGUUCACCGAGGGCCGCCGUUCCGCACUCCACCUCCACAUGCUCAAGCUGACCGAUGCCGGCAUGCGCAAGGUCGGCUGGUGGAGCCGGCAAGACGGCAUCGUGCUGACCAACAAGACAGCCUUCUUCGGCGCCAGCGUGCCUAACGUCACCCUGCUUGUCACCACCAUACUGGAGCGGCCGUUCGUCAUGCUGAGCAGCAACGCCAACCUGACGGGCAACAGCAGGUUCGAGGGCUUCUGCGUGGACCUGCUGGCGCGCGUGGCUGAGAUGGUUGGGUUCCGGUACCGGCUGGAGUUGGCGCCCGAGGGCGUGUUCGGUUACCAGGACGCCGAGACGGGCCAGUGGAACGGCGUCGUGCGACGCCUCAUGGACAAGAAGGCGGAUCUGGCUGUGGCUUCGAUGACUAUCAACUACGCCAGGGAGAGUGUGGUCGACUUCACCAAGCCUUUUAUGAACCUGGGCAUUAGUAUCCUGUUCAAGGUGCCCAAGAGUCAGCCCACUCGUCUGUUCAGCUUCAUGAACCCGCUGGCUGUGGAGAUCUGGCUGUACGUCAUGGCCGCCUACGUUAUCGUCUCCUUCACCAUGUUCGUGAUGGCGCGCUUCAGCCCGUAUGAGUGGAACAACCCGCACCCGUGCUUCGCUGAUAACGACGUGGUGGAAAACCAGUUCAGCGUCAGCAACAGCUUCUGGUUCAUCACGGGCACCCUGUUGCGUCAGGGGUCCGGCCUCAAUCCCAAGGCGGCGUCCACCCGUAUAGUGGGCAGCAUCUGGUGGUUCUUCACGCUCAUCAUCAUCUCCUCCUACACGGCCAAUCUGGCCGCCUUCCUCACCGUCGAGCGCACGUCCACCUCCAUACAGAGCGCGGCCGACCUGGCCAACCAGGAGGACAUCGAGUACGGCACGCUGGAGGGGGGCUCCACCAUGACCUUCUUCCGCGACUCCAAGAUCGACACGUACCAGAAGAUGUGGCGCUUCAUGAACAGCCGCAAGCAGUCCGUCUUCGUCUCCGACCACAAGUACGGCGUGCAGCGCGUGCUGAAGGGCAACUACGCCUACCUGAUGGAGUCCACCGGACUGGACUACAUCGUACAGCGCAACUGCAACCUCACGCAGGUCGGCGGCCUGCUCGACUCCAAGGGUUACGGCAUCGCCACUCCAGCUGGGUCGCCCUGGCGGGACCGGAUCUCGCUAGCCAUCUUGGACCUGCAGGAGAACGGCGUGGUACAGAUGCUGUACAACAAGUGGUGGAAGGACACGGGCGACGUCUGCAACCGGGACGAGAAGAAGUCCGAGUCGAAGGCCAGCGAGCUGGGCAUCGAGAACAUCGGCGGCGUGUUCGUAGUGCUGCUGUGCGGCCUCUCGCUGGCCAUCAUCGUCGCCGUCCUCGAGUUCUGCUGGAACUCCAAGAAAAACGCGCAAACCGAUCGGCAAUCCAUCUGCCUGGAGAUGGCCAACGAGCUGCGGUUCGCCAUGCGGUGCCACGCGCCCCGACAGCGACCCGCCCUGCGCCGCUCGUGCUCCCGCUGUCACAACACCACCGCCACCUACGUCCCGCAACCGCCGCCACGACCGCCAUCUGUUGGCUGUGACGUCAUCGCUGCCCGUCUGGCGGAGAACGGCGGCUCUGGCAACGGCUACGCGUUGGAUCAUCGCGGCACCUUGCUGGAGUACUCUUGAUUUGAGACCCUCCCGCCGUGUGGUGUAAGAGUGCUGGAUUUGGGCACUGAUGUGGUGCUAGUGGACCAGUGCGGAGUGGCCGGCGACCGGCUCACUGGAACGAGUGACGACUGCACGCGAGAUAGGACCGUGGACGGACUCCAGAGGCAGCUCGCCACGUGGGCCGCAUUCCAGGGCAACGAGCGGACUGCACACUUGGCCCGCUUAUGAUGUUGGCAAUGUGCGGUUAGUUGAAUCUAGCUGACGGGGCGUGGAUGGUUGCUGCUUUAGAGCGUACCUGUUACCUGCACAGUCUUGGGAGGUACAAACUGAUGUGUUUUUUCCCACGCACGAUCUCGUUUUUAUGUGCGUGUAUCCUACAAGUUGGUUUCAUUAAAUAAAUAUUGCUGUAAAUAUACAACU
Messenger RNA from Pollicipes pollicipes, 3678 nucleotides. Its product is annotated as glutamate receptor ionotropic, kainate 2. Lineage: Eukaryota; Metazoa; Arthropoda; Thecostraca; Pollicipedomorpha; Pollicipedidae. The transcript has 19 exons. The record is from RefSeq and is a predicted model, not a curated record. Gene Ontology annotation, biological process: monoatomic ion transport. Gene Ontology annotation, molecular function: signaling receptor activity; ligand-gated monoatomic ion channel activity. The coding region runs from base 517 to 3276 and encodes 919 amino acids. Gene Ontology annotation, cellular component: membrane.